Messenger RNA from Ostrinia nubilalis (European corn borer), 2055 nucleotides. It is a transcript of the gene Coq9, whose product is annotated as ubiquinone biosynthesis protein COQ9, mitochondrial-like. Gene Ontology annotation, biological process: ubiquinone biosynthetic process. The transcript has 2 exons. Gene Ontology annotation, molecular function: lipid binding; ubiquitin-protein transferase inhibitor activity. The record is from RefSeq and is a predicted model, not a curated record. Lineage: Eukaryota; Metazoa; Arthropoda; Insecta; Lepidoptera; Crambidae. The coding region runs from base 262 to 2019 and encodes 585 amino acids. Gene Ontology annotation, cellular component: cytoplasm; mitochondrial inner membrane.
GAUGAAGAACGAUUUAAAAAAAACCUGAAUGUCACUUUGAUCGAUUUUGACAUUUCAUUCGCUGGUGGUUUUCACAAAAAUCGCAGUUUUUUACAACUUUCCCCUGGCAUGUAUUGCGAGUUAAACGAUAUUAAUUUGAACUGAAACAAGAAGUUGGAAAAUACUUGACUCGUUCUAAAAGAUAACCGCAGCUUAAGAAUGAGUAAUUUGCAGCGAGUUUUCCGUUAGUUCUUUGGAUAUACGAACUCUUAUUUUGGCAACAUGGAACCAAGUGUAGACGUUGUUGAACUAAUAUCCAAUUUAUUGGACACGGGCAAAUACAAGGAAGCUCUUAGUGUACCUAAUGAACAGAAACAUAAAGAUAGUUUUAAGGACAACUGUUGGGACUUAAUUUCUGUAAUAGUAGGCAAACUCCAAGAUGAUACUAUCAUAGUGAAGCCAUCACUUCAUGGUGCCUGUGAACAACUAUUAGCACUUAUAGUUGAAGCCUCAACACCCGAAGAAGCGCUGCUGGAGUUAAUUGAACAAGUAGAAGUAGCCAAAAAUGAUGCCCAGUUUGGUGUAAUCUUAGUUCCACUUCAGCAAUUAUUGAAGAAGUUAUCAGUGAAACGAGGAAGAUCUUUGGAAUGGUGUUUGAACUCAAUAAGCACAUAUAUUGAGAACAUUCCAAUCCCUGAACACCAUUUGGAAGAUAAAGAACGCUUGCUCAUGGACUGUGACACAAACAUUAGGAGAAUUGCUAAGGUUUAUUCAAUGCUCCCACCUUUCUACCGUCCUUUUAUUAAAGAGCUAGAACAGUCUCAUUUUAAUAUGAAAGCAAAACAAAUUAUAAAUGCAUUUCUUGUAAGUCUUCUUGGAAAACCAUUGAUUAACAUCGAUCUGGACCCUGAUAACAAUGCAAUGAGUGAAGCAAGGCAAUGUUGCAGCAUGAUCAUUCAAGAUAUAUGCACACUGGAGAAGAACAUAUUCAGAGUGAUAGAAUACAUUAACAUCUGUCAUAAAGAAAACCAGAAAUCUGUUAAAAAAGCAAAUGCCAGUAAUGAUGAUGAGAUUGCCCCUUAUGAGCACAGAGAGAAAAUAAACAUGACCACUUUGGCUGGAUUAGCAUACACCCUAUUUUCUGGUCACUUUGAAGUUCCUGAUGCUAAUAUUCCUCAAGUCUACAGCGCAGAGUACACAGUCCACACUGUAAUGUUGUCAGUGGUACAUCUGUUGAGUUUCACUGAAUAUGGGCUACUUGCCAAAGGGAUUGCACUGUGCAAUGCAAUUUUAAAGCAUCUGCCAGAUAAUGCACCACAAACUUUGUUAGCUUGUUCAGUACAUUUUGACUUGUGCAAGAAUUUAAUGAAUGUGGCAAUUUAUUCACAGUAUGAGCCACUACGCAAAGAGGCAGUAAAAUUGAUAGGUCUUCAUAUUAAUAAGUUUGUGUACAGUGGGAGGAUUAUGCUCAUUAAAUAUUUGAUAGAGACAGCAAAUCAUUCAGGCAUGAUUGGAUAUGCUAUUACAUUGUAUAAGAACUCUAUAGAUUUGUCACUGAAGGAUGCUACCUUAGACAAAUGUUUUACAGGAGCACAAUUUAUGAAUAUGAUUAAGAAAAUUUGUAAUCUACCACAUGGAGCAGAAUCAGACAUAGUCGAGUUGGCUGAUCAAAUAAUUACAUCACUUAAUUUCCUCCGAUACUUGGCUUUAAGAGAUUCAGAAAAUAAAACUGGAAUAAGAGAUUGCUUCCAAAUGAUAGAAUCCGAUUACUUGGAGAAAUUAAGAACUGGGCUGAACAUGUCUAAAGCUCACUAUGAGGAGAAGAUGAAAGAAAUUGAAGAAGGAAAAGGACUUGGGAAUGAUACAAAUAUAUCUGUAAAUGUUGGAGGAAAUGUCUUGGAUAAUAUACCUGUUGAAAACAAGAAAGAAAUUAUAAAUUCUGCAUUGAAUGCUUUUCAUCUGAUUGAGGGUUUAGUGGCUAGAUUGUCUGAAUGCAUAAAUAUUAACAAAAUGCAGGCUCUUACUAUGGAUUGUGAAUAGCUUAAUCUUUUUAUUAAUAAAUUUAUUUUUGCUUUA